ACGGUUAAUACUAACAUUUUAUUUUUCUCUGUGUAUUCUAAUAUUAAGAAGAUAUCGACUUCCAAUUGCGAUAUCUUUUAAUUUACAUACUAAUAAAUAUAAAGAUAAGAAUACUGCAAUAAAAAAAUGACAUAACGUAACAUUCGACGUUGUACACCGAUAACAGUAAAGUAUUUCUUAUCUGUUUAUUCGUUGGUGUGUUGCAACUUGCAAGUGUUAUUAUUUCCCAAAACAAGUUCUGAUUGGCUCUUAACCAAACUUUGUACAAUCCCAAAUAACUCAUGGCUUAACCUGAGAGCAUAACUAUUGAUAAUCCGUAACAUUCGCGGUCAAUUAUUAUAAUCAAGCCAAGAAUUCCAAAGGGAGAUGCGACAAAAACGUUGCCUAAUAUUACUUACUAUUACAUGUUAAAACCCAUAAACGAUCAACACGCAGUCACACGAGAAGGCGACAAGUAGCGUUAAUUGACGAACCGAUUCAUAACCGGCGGUGAACUUUAUUUCGUUGCCAUUAAAUCACUUAACUGUCACUUGUGGAGUGAAUUGAAUGCAAAGUCGAUCUGCUUUUCCAUUGUCGACCAAUUUGUCUCAAUAAUAAAUAAAUUCAUCGAAAAAUGAGUCACAAAAAUCCAGAGGGGCUUUGUUGUGAAGGAUGGUUUUGUUUUUAAUUUGCAUGACAUCAUAGUCAGUGGCUGUAUUUUGAAAAUUUGAGCUUGUAAUGUUUCUAUUUAUUGCGUAACACUGCGGUUCUUAUCAAUCCUCGUUUACAAGUUAAUGAUCCCCUGUGUGGUUACUGUGAAUAACUUACUGGUUAUUGAUUCACAAUUAAACCCCUCAGAAGUGAACAAUCACACCACACCAGAAGAUAAUUCAUUUAUCAGCCGGUGUUGAAGAGCAAUGUUCAUUUAUCAAAGUACGACAUGUUAAACAUUUCUCAGAUGAGUGCUCUAUUUCUGUGUAACUGAUAAACGUUAUCGACAUGUAUUGUCAAUUGGCACUUAUCUUUGAUGCAUACCUCCUGCUGGCUGUAGGUCAUUCGGAAUGUUGCCAUUGUAUGUUCCGGUUGAGUGGUUGUGCGAUUGCAAACUCACGAUUUGGCAGCGAAACGGCGACCAGAUCUGUUGAAGAUUAUUUCUCAGCAAUUUAAUUUAGGGCAUAUAGUAGAGCAGUGAUUCUACAUAGACUUUGAAAAUACAAGCAUGGAAAAGUUGAUCAGGUUUGGAGCGCUUAUAAUGUCACCCAUUUCUCAAGAACAUUUCUCGUUGAAUUUUACGAAUUUUUAGCAUCAAUCGGUCAUAUAUUUUAUUACGAUUAGAGCCUUGGAAGAAAAAUAAUUAUAAUGGAUUUGUAGAGAUACACUAAGGACUGUACUAGAAAAAAACGGGUUUGCCAAAAUUUUCAGAUCUGCUUGAAACGGUGUAGCGAAUCUUUUUGGUCGCUUUUAUCCAUUCUUUCUUCAACUCCAAAUCGUUCUUAAACACCUUUGAUUAUUUUUGAACAUUGUCCUUCAAUUUGGCUUUCCACUGGACGAAUCUCUGAUGAAUUUUGUUGGUUGGCGGUUUUUGGUACAAAACCAACUUUAUUGUCCCUCUAGCAAUCCAACGUCGAUCGCGCGUAAUGGCAUGAUGCAGGGUCCGGCCAAAAUAAUGUCUCGCCUCCGUGGGACCGCAGGGUGAACAACAGACGCUUCUGAAGGCACUCGGUGCUAUAAAUUUCGCUGUUGAUGGUACCCGUUGUGGUGUACGGUUUACCGCAUCGGCAUAUGGCCUGCCAGAGGAAGUAUUUUUUUGGCGAAUUUUUCCACUUUCUUCUUUAUUAUGUCUUCCGGAACGUCAAACCGUGAUUUGGCAACGUAGAACUCCAGCGCCGUAUCUGCUUUGCGUCUGCCUUGAUGUAGGUUUCGUCAUCCAUAACCACACACAUCGGUUUCGGUAACCACUCUCGAUACAGCUUCCUUGCGCGGGAUUUGACCGCCGUGUUUUGUUGAUCACGCCGGUUCGGUGCCUUUCGGACCAAUACACGAAGCUCAGCUCGGUUUAUGGUUUGCUGAACGAACCAGGCGGAACACUUUGCCCCCAGAGCCGCGUUGCGUAUCGAAGGCUCGGAUUGCGCUGGGAAUAAUCCAACACCUUCCGGGCCUUGGCAGGGCCAGCUUCGAUUUUCUUCCAAUUCCAGCCCGCCGAUCGGUCGUCUGGGACUCCUUAAAGGGCUUUUCCCACUGCUUUCGUGCCGGGACCGGGCCGGGUCCGGGCCGUGGCUGUUCCGUGUGUCGUCCGUGCUUGUUUGAGAUUGAUUGCAUACGUUCUUACGAACGCAUUCACACCGACGCGCCGUGUCCAGACCGGGGCAGCGCUGAGUUGCCGUCAUGCUGCCGUCGUGCAAGAGAAAAACUAUCGUUGCCGACGAUACUUUGUGUUGGCCGGAGAGUGCACGGAAGGCACUCGGGUAGAUGCGUGUAUGUUUUAGUGACAUAUUUCGUGCGGAGUGAACUGCGGUAUAAAAAAAAGAGGAAGACGUUCUUCCACAUACACUCACCAACAUUUCUCAGCCAGAGCGCGGCGCAGGCACGGUUCAAACACGGCGCAGUGUGUAUGCAUGAAAAGUCCUGGAAAGGACACGGACACGGCUCGGAUCCGGCCCGGCCCCGGCCCGGAGCAAUGGGAAUAGCCCUUAAACCCGAAACACAGUUGUAUGGGUGAUUUCCAGUUGCCCCCCGAUCCGCCUCAUGAUCACAGUCGAGGGGCAAGACAACUUUUAUCCGAGUCAUUCUUAUGCUUGAGAAUAACUCUAAUUUACUUAGUUAUACUCCGCAAUUUCCAGAAAUAUAUGAACAGUGAGACCGAGCAAUAUUCAUUUUUUUAUUCGCGAUGGGGAAAAGGUUUAAGGAUGGAUAUUCAGAGACACGAGAGUUACUCAAAUUUGCUCUUUAAUUUUCAGGUUUGCUCAGAAAAACUCGAAUUUACUCACUGUCUUGCUCCUUGGUCUCAGUCGGAUUUGCCAUGACGGAGCGCAAAAUUCUCUGACGUUUUUUUUUCUUGUUUCGAUGACAUCUCAAUAACUACUGAACCGAUAGUUAUGAAAUUUUGCACACUCCAAACUACAGCUUUUUCAUCAAUUUUCACCCAUCAACAAAAAAGUUACAGACGGGCAAAAACGAUGCAUUUUUUCGAGUACGGCUCUAUGUGCAAACGUUGAUAAUAUCGGAGAAGAAUCUUCCGUCGAUUAGAACGUGGUUGGUUUUCUGUGCGUUGGUCGGUUGAUCUUAAGGUGAAUGUCUUUGCGGGAAAAGAAGGUGCAAUGUAUCCAUAUCGCCAAUGGCAAUUAUCACGCACCUUUUACGACAACCAUCGUAUACUUGUUCUAGCUGCGCGUAGAACGCUUCUUUUUCGUCGUUGGGUCUCGAAUUUGUGGGUACUGCACGUUUGAUAAUGCUGUAGUUGAAGAAACCGCUUUUAAUCCUCAGUUCACACACCACCCGACCACACGUUCUAUCUACCCAGUACUAAAAAACCGGUUCCCAGCUCGUUGGUAGUAUCACAGCUCCGGUGAAAGGUAGCCGCCUGAUGCUCGCUUUUCCACUCCUUUUGUCCUGUCUAGCAAAGUUCCUGCAGUACUACAAUUUCGAAGCUACGUGGUUUUAACUCGUCGUAGAUGAUCCUAUCGCAGCCCGGGAAGCAUAACGAUUUACCGUUCCAUGUUUCGAGUUUUCAAUUCAAAGUCCGUUUUCUUUGCCAUAGUCUUUGCCAAAUGUUCCGGUCCGGUUUGUUUUCUUUAAUCGUUCUUAACUUUUUAUUUUUAUAAGGCGGCUUGUUUGGUUGUUCCCAACCCCGAGUGGACCAUCAUGUCUGCUCUGUUUAGAGUCCCACACUGGCACCAGAACGUUGAUUAGCCGCUACUAUCGUUUGCAGUGAAAAAAUGGACAAAAAUUGCCGAUUUUUCAUGGGUUCUCCUACACACGCAUUGAGGAAACCACCUAUGCAGCAUCAAUCAUAGCAACCCAUGAGUUUACAGAAAAACUUGACAGCUCUAUCAGUUGAAAUCUAACCGUGAUGACGAAAAAAAUUUAGCUACACUGUUCAGAAGUAUGCGCGUCAUUCAAAGAACGGUACCCCGCCGCGCCAAAAACUAACAUCGUGCGGUUCUUUGUGGGCGCCGGAUACGCUCGUUCCAGCAUCUGCAACAUCUUGGCACUAUUGAACAACAAUCAGAGCAUCGAAAGAAAGCCCGGUUCAGGACGGCCAACGAUCUUGAGCGACAUAAAGCUUCAAAGGAUGCUGAAGAGGAAAACCGAGGUAAAAGCGGCUGCGUGCACUUGGCCUGGGGAGCUUGGUGAAUGCGACAAAACACUGAAAAAGUACCUGGCGAACAUGAAAAUACAUGUCAGGAAGCGGCAGUCUCGUCCACUGGUCUCGGAGAUGCAGGCAAUGACGCAGGGGCAGCGACUGAAUAAGAUGGUCAAGUCGAUUUCCCGGCGAAUCGCGACGAGGCGCUGGUGAUAGACGACGAGACCCAUCUCAUCUUGGAUGGUAACGACUGGCAGGGCACUUCGUAUAGUACUUACCCCACGAAGGAAGUGAGCUCCGAGGUGAAACUGGUUUUAUACAGCAAGUUCCCCAAAAAGGUUCUGCUGUGGCUGACAAUCAGCGAGAAGGGGAUGUCAAAACCGCUCCUCUUUCACUACGGGCUAUCCGUGAACGGGAAAAUUUAUAGUACGAAGUGCCUGCCAGAAGUUGCGUCGUUUAUCAAGAAAUACCAUAAAGGCGAACGCCGUAUUCUGUUUAAAUCUGGCGUCGGCCUACUACUCGAAACGGUCGUUGAAGGGAAUGGAGCGAGUGAUCGAUGUGGUAUCAAAUUCGACAAACGCACCCAACGUCCCCCAGCUGCGUCCCAUCGAGAAUUUUUGAACAAACCUGAAGCGUAAGAUCUACUCCAACAAUUUUGUCUCGAAAACUGAGGAAGAAUCAAUAAAUAUAACGAAGAAAGAGCUAAAAACAUGCCUAUACGAAUGUUUUCGUCCGCCAUGGCAAAUGUUUCGGUUACUUGCCGGAAGGCCGCUCGCAAGGGGGUAGAUUUUUUUUGCAAAUAAGCUAAUAUAAUUAUCUUUAAUGGGAAAUUUAUCAAACUUAAUUAUUUGUCUUAGUCUAUUUUUCAUCAUCAUCCCAAAAAAGUUAAUUUUUUUACCGUUACGUUAACAAUGAGAUCAGACGCUGUUUUGAGCCAAACCAUUUUGGUGAACAGAUGAUCGGGUUCGCGAAGCAUUUCCUCUACCGCCGAAUGAUGGUUACGCGCGUCGCACCUUCCACUUGGCUAUUGUCGGAUGACAACAUUGUUUAGGCAACGCCAACCAGUUAUGUCCAUGUUUUACCUGACAGUCUAAUGUGAUUGUAUGACUCCUGAGGGUGUGAGAUAGGAACCUGCGAAGGUCGGAGCUAAAUUUGACACUCCUCCCAGGCUGUGAACACACCGUUUGAAGUGAACAGUUUUACGUCUAGUGUUACUAGUCAGUAAAAGCAGAGUACCCUGUAAACAACUUAGCCGUUUGCUGCAUGCUUCAUCCCGUUAUCGAUGAUGCAAACUUUGCAAUCAGUGUACUCCAGAUUAUGAAUUUGCAAUGCGGAACACAAUGCGCGUUGCUUCUUGUUUCGACGCCAUUUUGAACAGAACUGAGCAUGCAUGAACAAAAAACUGGUAUAAAGAGAAUCAGAGCUUGUAUACUAACAUAUUUUUCUUAUGCAUCGCGUAAAAAAAUUGAAUAAAGCCGUGUAAAAAAGCGCGUACAUUCCGAAAACCGCGUAAAGUUCAAAAGCCGCGUGAAUUCUGAAAUCCGCGUGUGGAAACUUUAUUUGCUAAAGGUUUUUAAACAUUUCUGCUGAACCUACUUUAGAAAAAAUCAAUAGUAAUGUUAUUUCCGCCUGCGAAUCGAGCUGAAAAUCAAGAAAAAAAUAUGAAAAUGUUAAAUCAGUGAAUAUUCAGUAGUUGGAUUCAGUAAAUACAUUAGACACUCUACAUAAACGAUUUAAAAUGUAAAAAAUCAUUACAAAUAUUAGUGCAUUCACUCAUACUCUCAUUUCUCUAUGCAUUAUCUACACCAUCCAUCUAUAUCCACAUUCACAAAUUUCUUUAUUAAUGAUCAAAGCAAGCGGUCAAAAUUAAUAAGAAUGAGUAAUUAUUGGAUACAAAACAAAAAACUGCUUGACGCGGUCCUACGUAAACCAUGCGGUCGUGUCUCAGGCAUAAUCUCUUUAAUUGUUUUCGGUAAAAGAUGGAAAGGCACCGACGCAAUUGAUAAGGUUGUUGAUACGUUUCAGAACUUUGAAUGAUAACGCAUGGCAAAUCUCAUAUUUCUAUUGCAUUUUGGAAACGUAUCACAAUAGUAAACAUUGCUUUUGCGUUCAAGAAUGUAAUGUAUAGAACAUGGUGUUUCAGCAAAAAAACUUUUACUAUAAAUUGCAUACCUACUUGAUAAAAUGUGUACUUGAUAAGUUAAUAAACCGGCGAAUACUGUAUUAAGUUAUAUGGAAACCAUUCCUAUUCGUUUUCGUAUUCAACCCACCGGUGCAUACCGCACUUUUUUCUGGUGAAUAUGCAUUUGUGCACUUGCACAUACGAGCCAUUUCAAAGCGUUCUACAGACGAAACCGCGCGAUGCAAGACUCUAUUUUCUAGUGAAACUAACCAUUCGUAGCGGUUUAAGAAUAAAUUCUAUUUAAUUUUGCAACUUUUGAUUGAUCAGUAACCAAUUCGAGAAUGUAGCAUCGGUUUGAGUGGCCUAUAAAAUUGCGUACUCCACGUUCCAAGUCACUGGACGUAACGUGCAGCUUGUAAGCUAGUGUGUAGGAUGCUUAAAACCUGCACCUGCACUCGCCGUUUUUCGGAUUCCCGCAUCGGUUGCUAGGUAACGUCCAUUCGCUUGACCUUGCAUAAAAGAAUUACUUUUCGUUAUCCAGUCAAGCAACGCAGUACGUUGUCGGUUUUCGGUUAAAGGGAAAAAAUGGCUGCUGAGACGGAAAAUGUGGCCGAUCAGAUCAUUUCUACAAGCAGCCCAAAACAAGAAACGAUCGAGCAAUCAAAAAGUGCAUCCGACGAAGACUGUCAGAUUAAGUGUGCAAACUGUGACGAAAUAUUCUCCCCAGAUCGUUUCGAGGAACACGUUUGUGAGUAUGACGCGAGCAAAAGGCGUAUUGCAGCAAUAAACAGCGUGCUGGAUGGCCAUCCCUGCUUCAAACAGAUCGAGGAAAACAUCGAACAAUGGAAGCGGCUUACCCGGAGAGGAAAGACUGAAAGCGAAGCCGAAAAACGAAAUCGGCGUUCCGGAGCGAAGAAUUGUUUGCGGGAAACACAUGAUUGCUGCUAUUGCGAGCGGAAGUUUGUACAUGCGUCCGGUCUGUCGAGACACAAUGCAAACUGCCACUCGGAGCAACUUAAAGCGGACCCCAAACAGGCGUCGACAUCCGCUAAAGCAACUUCCGAACCCUUUAAAGUAUGCUUGAAGUGUUUGCAGUGCGGCAUGGUUUUUGGAUCGGUCAACAGAAUGAUGGAACAUUUUGAGAAGGUUGACUGGGAGUAUGAAUUCGAACAACAUGAUGGAAGUUAUAUGAACGAAGGCAAGCUUUUCUUGCGAAAAGCUACUCGGGUGGUAAUCCUGACGACUGUCUUUCAGUGUGAGUUCUGCGAGAAACAUUUCGCUGAUUUACCGAGCCUUUACCAGCACGAGUCGCUGCAUGAUCCGGCGACGGGAUACGAAUGUUCUCUCUGUGAAAUAAAGAUACAAUCCAUUAAGGACACUCUCUACCAUAGACUUAACGAGUGUGUUUUUCGAGCAACUUGGAAUGAGGAGUUUCAAAACUUAUCCAAAUAUUUUGUUUGCAACGUUUGUGAUGAAAUUUUUGCUAGCUUAGCUGCAUUAUACGAGCAUCGUUAUGGAAAUUAUCAUUUGUUCCCUCGCAUUACCAAAGAAAACAGCGAGUCUCCAGAGACUUUGAAAAUAAGCUGUGAACUUUGCGGCAUAACCUUCGACAAUGCCGAUUCAAUUUUUUUGCAUCACACCGAAUCGCAUGUGCCAAAGCGACCUACCACCCUAGGCAGUCGUCGUCAGCCGGUAGAGAAGCCAGCAGCAGCAUCGGAGAAUUCACCUCCUUCGUCCUCCACUAGGCCGUAUUUGUGUGAGCUUUGUGGAAAAACUUAUACCCAGUCGAGCCAUUUGUGGCAACAUCUUCGCUUUCACAACGGGAUUCGUCCGUUCACAUGUCCUGAGGAAGGAUGCAACCGAAGUUUUACUAUUCGACCAGAUUUGAAAGACCAUAUUCGCAAAUGCCAUACUGGGGAACGUCCGUAUCAUUGCGAUCUAUGCGACAAACGCUUUCUUACGGGAUCGGUGUACUAUCAGCAUCGUCUGAUUCACCGAGGUGAACGUCGGUAUGGUUGCGAAGAGUGUGGCAAACGUUUCUAUCGAGCUGAUGCGUUGAAGAACCAUCAAAGAAUUCACUCGGGUGAAAAACCGUACAGCUGUUCAUACUGUGAGAAGAACUUUCGUCAGCGAGGGGAUCGUGAAAAACACAUCCGGGUGAAACAUUCGAAUGCAGCAAGAAACUGCGGUAUAGAUUAUGCAAGAACACCAUUAUCGAGUCGUACUAAGGGCAACACCGGCAGAGGAGCAAAAAUUCCUCACAGACAGAAGCGUGGAACGAAGGAAAAUAACCGAACUGAUCAAGUGAUGUUCGUUGAUGAGGUGCCCCUUCCUGCGAGCUUAUUUCAACCUAUUUUAAACGAUAUUGAUAUGCUAUGAAAUGUUCUUUUGUUUUCAAGAAUUCCUAUAACCCUAAUAUAACUUAAUAUAUAAUGAGAAACACUCUACUACACCAACUCUAUCUAUAUUUAUUGAAAAGUUGUAAAUGUUAAAUUUUGAAUUCUGCAUAAUAAUGCCAUAUAACUAAUUUUGUGUUUUU
Wyeomyia smithii (pitcher-plant mosquito) is the source of this 8943-nucleotide messenger RNA. RefSeq names its product testis-specific zinc finger protein topi. Gene Ontology annotation, molecular function: DNA-binding transcription factor activity, RNA polymerase II-specific; RNA polymerase II cis-regulatory region sequence-specific DNA binding. The record is from RefSeq and is a predicted model, not a curated record. The transcript has 3 exons. Gene Ontology annotation, biological process: regulation of DNA-templated transcription. NCBI's taxonomy places the organism in Eukaryota, Metazoa, Arthropoda, Insecta, Diptera, Culicidae. The coding region runs from base 6990 to 8783 and encodes 597 amino acids.